GUGCCCGGAUGCAAAGCAUCACGCUUUAGGACAGUAUAGAAUUCGCGGGUCGUACUGGUGAUCGCACUCCUGCUGCGCAAGUGCGAAUGAGAUAACCACCAAUAAUCACACUAUUCUCAUGCAAAAUGGCUUUAUUCGCGAGAAAUAUCUGCAAAACACUUUCUCAGGCUACUCAAAAGAGCACAGCUAGGACCCUGUAUGUGGGAGCAGUACGACAACAAGAAUCGACAGUUGAGCAAGAAGGAAAGUUAAAAUGUACCUUGAUACCAGGAGAUGGUGUUGGACCAGAGCUGGUGGUUGCAGUUCAGAAUGUAUUCAAAGCUGCAGAUGUCCCAGUUGAUUUUGAGCCUUAUUUUCUAUCUGAAGUAAAUCCAACUCUCAGUGCUCCUUUGGAUCAAGUCUCCAAUAGUAUUGCUAGGAAUCGAGUUUGUUUAAAGGGUAUCUUAGCUACACCCGAUCAUUCCCAUACAGGAGAAUUGCAAACUCUGAACAUGAAAUUGCGCAAAAGCCUGGAUCUAUAUUCGAAUGUGGUACAUGUUAAGUCUUUGCCAGGUAUCAGGUCGCGUCAUCAAAAUGUAGACUGUGUAAUCAUCAGAGAACAAACGGAAGGGGAGUAUUCCGCAUUGGAGCACGAAUCUGUCAAGGGGGUGGUAGAGUGCCUGAAAAUUGUAACUGCUACUAAGAGCCAAAGAAUCGCGAAAUUCGCCUUCGACUAUGCGGUGAAGAAUAAUCGCAAGAAAGUUACGUGUGUUCACAAAGCUAAUAUAAUGAAACUCGGUGACGGACUUUUCCUUAAGUCGUGCCAAGAGAUUGCCAAAAUGUAUCCUAGGAUUACGUUUGAAACAAUGAUCGUCGACAAUUGCACUAUGCAGAUGGUCUCUAAUCCGCACCAGUUCGACGUCAUGGUAAUGCCAAACUUGUAUGGCAAUAUUGUGGAUAAUCUCGCAUCCGGCUUGGUUGGCGGGGCGGGAGUUGUCGCAGGUGCUAGUUACAGCGCCGAAUGUGUCGUUUUCGAACCGGGCGCAAGGCACACGUACUCCGAGGCGGUGGGUAAGAAUGUCGCGAAUCCAACGGCGAUGUUUUUGUGCGCCGUGAAGUUGUUGAAUCAUGUGAAUCUUAAACGUUACGGCGAACAAAUCCGGGAGGCGUUGAACCGUGUGCUGAAUGACGGAAAAGUACUCACAAAGGAUCUAGGCGGGCAAAGUUCGACGACGGAAUUCACCGCCGCUGUCAUAAAUAGCCUGCGUUAACGAUAAGAUAUCUUAUCAUGCAACAUUGGAGGACGCGAUCCUUGAUCUGAAGUCAUCCCGACACCGUUUAUUCGAAUACUUGAAGUGACAUCGACGAAUUUUCUCGUAGUGCUACACCCGUUAUAGAGUAUUGAACGUUGUAAGUUUGUAAAAUCGUGUAAUCUUAGGAAUUUAUUAUAAUCUCCUCUUUUACGACGAUGACGCAUUAUACGCCCUGUAAACAAAGAGAAGAAAAUAUCACUGUCGUUUGAUCGCGAUGUGACGCCGGAGUGCGUGAUUAGUUUAAUAGUACAUGAUACGCACAGUCCUGUGCGCGAAUAUACAUGUAUAUAUAAUAAAUUACGCUACCUCGUGCACACCGUUAAAAAUUGCAAUUAAGUUCCAUUGUUCUGAUUGAGACAUGUCUGCAUAGAGUGAAGUAGUAACUUACCAUCUUCAAUAUCCGUCACUUCAAACAAUAUAAGAAAAUAAUAUCUACAAAAAUUUUAUGAUUUUCGAGACGGUGAUUCUUGUGAGUGUGUGAAAGUAGGAAAUUUCAAAGAUAUUUUUAAAUAAAAUCAUUGCUAUAUUGAA
This is a messenger RNA of Odontomachus brunneus, 1823 nucleotides long. It is a transcript of the gene Idh3b, whose product is annotated as isocitrate dehydrogenase [NAD] subunit beta, mitochondrial. Gene Ontology annotation, cellular component: mitochondrion. The record is from RefSeq and is a predicted model, not a curated record. Bases 126 to 1250 code for a protein of 374 amino acids. Gene Ontology annotation, biological process: isocitrate metabolic process; tricarboxylic acid cycle. Gene Ontology annotation, molecular function: magnesium ion binding; oxidoreductase activity, acting on the CH-OH group of donors, NAD or NADP as acceptor; NAD binding. The transcript is spliced from 6 exons. Lineage: Eukaryota; Metazoa; Arthropoda; Insecta; Hymenoptera; Formicidae.